AUGAAGUGGUAUUCACUGCUGCUGGUUCUCUGCACUGCUUCGAUUGCCAAUUCCGUCAAAUUAUGUCCUCUCCUGGGCCCGAGCUGGCCUGCUCCCACAGGAUUAUCCACCGACCCAACUGUUAGAUCGGCUCUCCAAAAUGUUACCACGACGAUCCAGCAAGCUAUCAGUGCUGGAAAUCUGUCAUCGAAUUCAAUUUCCUUGCAAAUCUUCGAGGCAAAUGACCCUAGUGCACUGCUUACCCUGUCGCACACUUCCGCCGAGAUUGACACCACCAUUGGUGUGAGCCAGGUCGACGAGAACACUAUAUUCCGCAUUGGUAGCACAUCUAAGCUCUUUACUAUGCUUUUGCUCCUGAUUGAAAACGGGUUCUCCUACCUGCAGGAUCCAAUUGCAGAGUACAUUCCCGAGUUGCGCCAGGCCGCCGUUGACAUUUUCCGGAAUUCCACGAAAUGGGAGGACGGAAUUGACUUUACUAAGUGGAAUGAAGUGACCAUUGGAGAAUUGGCUAGUCAUUUGGCUGGAAUCGCGCGAGACUAUGCUGUCCUUGACCUUACGGCGCAAGCUCCGAUGGUCGAACAAUUGGGAUUUCCUGCGUUGCCAGAAUCCCAAGUUCCAACCUGUGGUGUAUCUACUCCAUGCAACAGGAAGCAGUUUUUCAAGGGGCUGGUGCAGAGCCGCCCUAUUUUCCCCACAUCAUCAACGCCGGUCUACUCCAAUGCCGCCUUUCAGAUCCUCGGAUAUGCUAUAGAGGCGAUCACUGGUAAAGAUUUCGAGGAUGUUCUUACAUAUGAGCUCCUGAAACCACUGAAUCUCAGCCGCACCUUUUACAAUACGCCCGAUAUCUCAUUAGGUGUUGUUCCCACUUCAGGAGGCCAGAAAUAUUGGAAUUUUCCAAUGGGUGACGAGACUCCUGCCGGAGGAAUUUACUCAUCUGCAAAGGACAUGGCCGCCUUUGGACGGGCCAUUCUUAACAGCACUCUUGUCCCCACAGACAUUACAAGACGCUGGAUGAAGCCCGCCGCUCAUACGGCAUCCCUAGGUUAUGAUGUUGGGGCACCAUGGGAGAUUUUUUCAAUUGGCAAGCAGCGCCCAAUAGACCUCUACACCAAAGCAGGAGACAUUGGCGUCUACUCGUCGGUGCUCGCUUUGUCUGUAGACCACGGCGUCGGCUUCACAAUCCUCAAUGCCGGUAACAACACUCAUUUCUCGGCUGCACUAGCCUCGGAUCUCAUUUCAGCAAUUUUGAUCCCUGCUCUCGAGCAAAGCGCUAAAAACCAAGCACACCAGCGCUUUGCGGGAACAUAUUCUCUGGGCAGUAGUAACUCCUCAAUUACCAUUGCCACAGACAAUGGGCCUGGGUUGGUUGUUACGAAUUGGAUCAACAACUCCUCCAAUAUGCUCAAUGCAUUCAUGGCCCUAAAUGGUAUCAGUGACCCCUCGCAGCUCAGCGUUCGCCUGUACCCCACCGGCCUCGAGAGUCCAGGGCGGAUCUCCUUCAGGGCUGUGGUUCCACCGGCUCUGCCAUCUGGAAUUGGGCCCUUUACUUCGUCCUGCAUUACAUGGGUGACCAUCGACUCAAAUGUGUAUGGUAAUGUGGGUAUUGAUGAGUUUGUGUUCAACCUGGAUCAGAACGGUAAUGCAGUGAGCAUCUCCCCUCGGGCGCUGCACACAACUCUUCAAAAGUCUUGA
Molecule: messenger RNA, 1692 nt
Organism: Penicillium robsamsonii
Lineage: Eukaryota; Fungi; Ascomycota; Eurotiomycetes; Eurotiales; Aspergillaceae
Product: serine hydrolase domain-containing protein
Exons: 4
Coding region: 1-1692 (563 amino acids)
Source: RefSeq, a predicted model, not a curated record